AUGAAAAAGUUGAGCUAUGGAUUUCUGUUAUUGCUCCUUCAUAUCCUGAGAGCUGUUAUGGCACAAGAGGAGAAGAUCAUUGUCAGUAAACUUGGAGACAACGCUACACUGAGUUGCAUUUAUCGAGGAAGAGAGUUGCACCUAAGAAAUCUACGGGUAUAUUGGCAAAUAGCUGAUGAUCAAGAAGAGUGUUCAGUUGUACAUGUAAUGAUCUCUGGUCAAGACAACGAAAGUGAACAGUGCAUUCACUUUAAAAACAGGACUCAAUUAUUCUGGGAUAGACUGGAAAAGGGUGAUUUUUCUCUGCUACUACUGAACGUCAGCCAGAGUGACGAACGUACAUACAAAUGUGUAGUACUGCAGAAAACUGAAUAUACCCAACUGAUUCACCAGGCAGAAGUGGUUCUCAGUUUAGCAGCUAGUUAUAGCCAACCAAUACUCAGUGGACCGAUAAGAAACAGUGGCAGCACUGAAGAGGAGGUGACUUUCAGCUGCAGGUCUGGAAAUGGAUACCCAGAGCCCAACGUUUAUUGGAUAAAUAAAACAGACAACAGCCACCUGCCUCCAUCAGAGCUAGAAAUCACCCCCCACGCCGAUGGCACUUACAGCGUUUUUAGCACAUUGAAGGUUAAAGCCACUUCUAACAUGCAAAUAGAGUGCUCCGUAGAAAAUAAAAUACUGCGGGAAAAUCUGUCGGCCAACUACACACAGCAGAAGCAAAGCAAUGGAUCUAGCACAGAAAGUCACAAAAACCUGGAGAAAAAAGGACGAGGUGCUCAAGCAGCUGGCAUCAUUUCCAUUGUCAUUGUGAUAGGACUUCUAGCUGCUUUAUCCUGCUGGCUGUGGAGACGGAGGUCCUCUAAACUAGUGUCCUACACAGAGUGCUCCUUCAUCAAGUUUGCUGAUGACACAAAACUGGGAAGUGUGGCUGACAAGUCAGAGGGUCAUGUUGCCGUCCAAAGGGACCUCAACAGGAUGGAAAAGUUGGCUGACAGAAACUUCAGGAAGUUCAACAGGGAGAAUUGCAAAGUCCUGCGCCUGGGCAAGAACAAGGAGAAGUGCAAAAUCCUGCACCACUACAUGCUGGGGGUCACCCAGCGUGAAAGCAGCUUUGCAGAAGGUCAACCAGAGACAACAUGCCAUGCAUUUGCUGGAGAAACCGUAAUUUUGCCAUGCACCACUACUUCUCCUGGAGAGCUGAUCCUUUCCAAAUCAAUGCUCUACUGGCAGAUAGACUCUGUCUUAGUGCACUUUUUUCACAACGGGCAGGAUUCACUGGAUUCCCAGGACAAACAUUACCAUGGCAGAACCAGUCUUUUUUUGGACCAGGUGAAGCAUGGCAACUUUUCCUUAAGGCUCUCCAAUGUCCAGUUACAGGAUGCAGCUGUAUAUACUUGCAUCUACAAACAGUCUGGGGAUCAUCCCAACGAAACACAGAAAUCUAAAAUUAAACUCAUUGUGUCAGGAACAGAAGAGUUUACUGCAUUGUUUGCACUGGAGUCUGUGAAGGAGGAUUAG
This is a messenger RNA of Pterocles gutturalis (yellow-throated sandgrouse), 1518 nucleotides long. Its product is annotated as ICOS ligand-like. The record is from RefSeq and is a predicted model, not a curated record. Gene Ontology annotation, biological process: cell surface receptor signaling pathway; negative regulation of T cell proliferation; positive regulation of T cell proliferation. Gene Ontology annotation, cellular component: external side of plasma membrane. The coding region runs from base 1 to 1518 and encodes 505 amino acids. NCBI's taxonomy places the organism in Eukaryota, Metazoa, Chordata, Aves, Pterocliformes, Pteroclidae. The transcript has 8 exons.